GUGUUUAUAGGGAUGAGCAAAGAAAACGGGCUUGGGGAGGCCCGUGAAACUCCCUGUCUGGGUGUUAGUCAACCAAUAUCUAAAGCGUUGCCGGAUGCGCGUGAUCUUAGGCUCACAGAACAGCUGGUGGAGUGCCUUAAAAGCUUCAAUUUAUUUGAAACUGACGAAGAAAUGCAUGCUAGAAUAGAAGUGCUUCGGAAAUUGAAUUCGCUCGUAAAAACGUGGGUGCGCAAGGUUUCAGAGUCGAAGCUUCCUCCUGAAAUGUGUGAAAAUGUUGGUGGAAAAUUGUUCACAUUUGGAUCUUAUCGAUUAGGUGUACAUACCAGAGGCGCUGAUAUUGACACAUUAUGUGUGGCACCAAGGCAUGUUGAUCGACAGGACUUUUUUGGGUCAUUCUAUGAAAUGCUCAAAGAGGAUGAGAAUGUCACUGAUUUGCACGCAGUAGAAGACGCUUUCGUUCCUGUCAUCAAGCUCAAAUAUGCCGGAAUCGAGCUUGAUAUUCUGUUUGCAAGAUUAGCCUUGAAAGAAAUACCUGAUGAUCAAACAUUAAACGAUGACAUGUUGUUGAAGAAUCUUGACGACAAAAGCAUACGCUCGCUAAACGGUUGUCGAGUGGCAGAUGAGAUUCUUCGACUUGUACCAUAUCCAGAGUCUUUUGCUUUAUGCUUGAGAGCAGUAAAAUUGUGGGCAAAAAAUCACGGCAUAUACUCCAAUGUGUUAGGAUUUCUUGGCGGAGUGACUUGGGCCAUCUUAGUAGCUAGGACAUGUCAGCUAUAUCCCAAUGCUUCACCUUCGAAGCUCCUUUUGAAGUUCUUCCUUGUCUUUGUUACAUGGGAAUGGCCACUGCCCGUUGUUUUGAAAGACAUGGAUUCUGCCAAUCGUCCAGAUAUUGGAAACCUGCAGGAGCUGGUGUGGGAUCCUCGAAUUCGUGGCUCGGACAGAUUCCAUCUUAUGCCUAUACUCACACCUGCAUUUCCUGAGCAGAACUCCACCUUCAAUGUGACUAAUUCUACGCGGAGCAUCAUGAUAAAUGAAAUGAAAGAAGGGCUUGACAUAAUGAAGGAUAUCUAUGAAGGACGGGCAGAGUGGUCUAAACUUUUUGAGGAAGUGAAUUUCUUCACUAGAUACAAGCAUUUCAUAUCCUUAACAUGUGCGGCAAGGAAUGAGGAAGACCAUCUGAUCUUUUGUGGUUUCGUUGAAUCCAAAAUUCGACAUCUCAUUGGAGCAUUAGAGAGGAAUCAAGGCAUUUCUCUCGCUCACAUAAAUCCACGUCAGUACAAGCCGCUGCCAAGUGCUAUACCGAAAUUUGGCCCCGGAUUUGAAAAUCCUGUUUGCACAUUGUGGUUUAUUGGUCUGGAGUUCGACCGCGCGAUGGCGAAAGCAUUUGAUUUGACCGUGGAAAUCAGUCAGUUCCAUCAUAUAAUUGUAACGACAGGAAUCAAGAUGAGGCAGUACAACGAGUUUAUGAAGGUUGAUCUACAGUACGUCCGAAGAGCAGAAGUGGGUCGAUGGAUUGCAAAAGAAGACUACAUGAGGGGUCGCCAUGCUGUACGGCGUUCUAUCGCAAGAACCUCAUCCGGAUCCUCUUCGAAUUUGUCACGCAUAAUCUCCGCAUCCUCUGAAAACCUGAAUACCACUCCCAAUACCUCGGCCUCAGUGGAGAAUCAUCACACUACUACUGUGACAAAUACUAUCACUAGUUCCGAAACUAUAGUGAAGAAUGGCUCCACAACGGAGACAACCAGCAGAAUAACGGGUACUGUCGAGAUAAAAGUUGAAGAAAAGAAGGAGGUUCCCGAAGAGCCGGUUGCACCUGUUUUCUGCGUAGGUGGAGAAGAAAUCAAACUGGAAACGAAUCAACAUUUGACACCGAUAACGCGGAAGAGGCCCAGUGAAGCAGAUUUAGAUAGUGAUAUUCCUAGCAAAAAAUUAUUACAUGUAAAGUCGGAUAAUAGCUUGCCCGUCAUCGCAGGAGAUUCAGCUUCUUGAAUGGAUAUCUGCCAAUAUAGUCAUCUAAUUCGACUCCAUCGCGGUAUUACCUCGUGUACAAAUAUUUUUCAUUCCGCAUUCUCCAUCGUCAUCUUUUCAUGCGUAAGUAUCGCUUUUCUUUUUUGUUGUAAAGGUGGGUAUAGAGGUUAUUACUCAUUAACUCCUUUUGUUGUGUCAUCGAUGGAUGAUCUGCAUCGGUCACCGCAACUAUGCUUGCGGUUAUUGAUAGCAUCUUGUGCAUUUAGUAGUUCCAUGUAGAGUCCUCGUGUAGAGAGGAGUUUUGUGAUCUGACGGUUUUUUGUAUCUAAUUUUUGAAACUGUUCCAAACAAAUGAGUAAAAUCUGCGGAUUUUUUCCGGGUAUAGUAUUGUCAUGCUUACAUUUUUUAUUGUAAAGUGAUAUUGUUUUCAUAAAGCCGUCUGUUCUUUUCUUCUCUUUCCGUGCUCAUCAUUCAUCAUUCAUUGAUCACCUAUUGUUUCUCAUUAUGUUGCAAGCUCUAGUUAAAUAUGUUUAUCUACCUACUCCGUAUAAGUCACGUCAUAUUUGCUGUCAAGUUCAAGACGGAUGAUAGAAUUCACGGCGAAAUGACUAUUCUUUCGUCCAAUCUUACUGCGCAGCUAGCUCUGCCUCGUGAAACUGACAGCCAUUGUCAAGGUUUCGUAUCUAUGUUUAUUAACGUUGAAGUUCUCCUCUUACAGAGACUCAUACCUUUCGUUGUUGUGUUGUCCAAAUUAUUAUGUAUAUCUGACAGCCAGGCCUAACGCUAUGUAACUUGACUAUUGUACAUUUGUUGUCUUAUGAAGAUUUCCUAAGUGGUGGACGGUGAUGUAGAAACAAUUCACGUGCAAAAUACUCCAUAUUGGAGGACCAAAAAAAGCUAGAUUGUAUUCAUGUCUCAUUUUAUUGUGGUUUAAUCGCGCAUCAUUAUAAGAGUUUGAGAAAAAAUAAAAAAUAAAACCCGUA
This is a messenger RNA of Cylicocyclus nassatus, 2951 nucleotides long. The record is from the annotation of a GenBank genome assembly. Lineage: Eukaryota; Metazoa; Nematoda; Chromadorea; Rhabditida; Strongylidae.